AUGAGUGGCAGUGGGAAUCUAAUAAAAUAUUCUGGACAUAAUUACUUUCGUCAACGGCUUAUUCUUUCCUUGUUGAGUGGGAAGACCGUUAAAAUAGACAAGAUUCGUUCAGAUGAUGAUAAUCCUGGUUUAAGAGAUUAUGAAGUAAGUUUUCUGCGAUUGCUAGAAAAGGUGACUAACGGAUCGAUCAUUGAGAUAAGUUAUACAGGGACGAGCGUCUUGUAUAAACCUGGAAUAAUCACCGGUGGAAAAGUAUUUCAUGAAUGUCAUGUCACUCGUGGAAUUGGCUAUUACUUAGAACCGAUGAUUGCAUUGGCCCCGUUUUCCAAGAAUCCGUUUAACUUGACGCUAACUGGAAUAACCAACGAAAAUACUGAUGUUGAUUUGAUAAGGACAGUUAUACUACAGCAACUGAAAAGAUUUGGAAUCGAAGAAGGAUUAGAAUUGAAAAUUUCAAAGAGAGGGUCCCCUCCACUUGGUGGCGGUGAGGUUAAUUUUCAAUGUCCAAUAGUGCGAUCUCUGAAGCCAUUGCAAUUUAUUGACGAAGGACGAAUAAAACGUAUUCGGGGUAUUGCAUCUCCUGGUUUUGCACUAUCUCUAGUUGCAGAAUCAACAACAGGAGCGCUUGUGUCUUCUGAAACUGCGGCUAAUCCAGGAGAUACGCCUGAAGAUAUCGGGAAGCGUACAGCCCAGUUGCUGCUUUCUGAAAUACGAAAAGGCGGUUGUGUUGAUUCCAUUAGUCAAUGGUUGGUCUUGUUACUAAUGGUCCUCGGGCCAGAGGAUGUCUCAAAAGUGAAGAUUGGCAAAUUGAGCGCAUUCUCGUAA
This is a messenger RNA of Paraglomus occultum, 825 nucleotides long. The record is from the annotation of a GenBank genome assembly. Lineage: Eukaryota; Fungi; Glomeromycota; Glomeromycetes; Paraglomerales; Paraglomeraceae.